GGAAUUCCCCGGAAUUCUGUGUUUGGACUGUAAGUUGUUGUGCCACGACCAACCGGUUCGCGCGAUCAGUUCCCGUUCGAUCAUGAGACUAUUCGCACUUGUUGGAGUGGCUCUGGCGUUGAGUUUGUUCUUCGUCCAUACAGCCCUAGGUGUGGGAAAUUGUGGAGAAAAGAAAACCGUUGUGCAACAGCUGAUUGCCAAUGGGUACAAGGCGCUGGCCGGGGCUUGGCCUUGGCACGGAGCCAUGUUCCACCGAUACAGGCAAGGUUUGACCGGGUACGCUUGCGGAGUGACGAUUUUGACGGAGCAAUUUGUGAUAACGGCAGCUCAUUGUACGAUAGAUCCUAAUGAAAGACAGCGGUUGCCGGCGAGUCGCAUGUUCAUCAAGGUCGGUGUCAGUAAUCUGGAUUCCCCCGAGAGACAUAUGCAGCAGCAUGACGUUGACAUGAUCAUACGUCACGAUGAGUAUGAUGAGGUCACAUACGAAAAUGACAUCGCGUUGCUGAAGCUGUACAACGAAAUUACCUUCAAUAGCUACGUGCAGCCCAUUUGCCUGUGGCAAGGUGAUACUCGGUUGAACAAUAUAGUGUCUCAGUCUGGAUACAUCGUUGGAUGGGGACUGAACGAAGAUUUUAAGCUGCCCCAAGACUUGAACGAAGCAACGGUUCCAAUAGUAUCACGCAAGGAGUGUGUGGAGAGUGAUCCAGAUCAUUACAACAAGUUUUACUUUGAGUCGAAAACAUUCUGCGCUGGGCAUCGAAAUGGAACCCAUGCCGCUCAGGGAGACAGCGGGGGUGGGUUGUUCAUGAGAAUGGGAUCGCACUGGGUUCUACGAGGAAUCGUUAGUAAUACCAAGGCGAAUCCAGACACUCUCAAAGUAGAGGCUGAUAGUUACGUUGUUUUCACGGAUGCUACUUUCUACAUGAGCUGGAUCAAAUCGAAAGUGACGAUUAGGACCAGUUUCACCAUAGACAUAGAACCGAUCGUUGAACCACCAGGUUCAACAUCGAUAGCUGAUUCUGGCAGUCAAGCCAAUCUGCUAGAUAUAGCGAGUUGUGGCAAGGACACCUAUCCGUCGGGAACACCCGAAGAGAUCAAGGGAUAUCUCAACCAAUAUCCUUGGUUGGCUAUCAUCGAAUACAUCAACUUGAACACUCGCGUCCUGGAGGACGUCUGUCACGGAGUUCUGAUUCAUCCUAGUUUCCUGGUCACUGCAGCCCACUGCGUUCAGAAGAAACGACUUUCGUCCAUUCGCUCGGUAAGACUGAACGAUUACCGUUUGGACACGGUAAACGACAUUUUCGAAAUCAACGGCGAAACCAUUCGAACCACAUCGACGAGGAUCCCCGUCCGGGGCAUAUCCAUACAUCCGAAUUACGACACUCCAAAAUACGCCAACAGCAUAGCGUUGGUCAAGCUGGAGCGUCCGACCACUGCCACUCCAAUCUGCCUACCCCCGGCGGGUGUAUCCGAGCUUCCCAAGGAUAGAAAGUUCACCAUCAUCGGGUGGAAGCGGAACAACCGCAAGGAGAAACCGAUGAUCCGCAACGUGGUCCAGCUGGCCAAUUUCGGAGCCUGCCGGAUCAAAUACGCCGAGGAGAGGAUUGUGCUGGAUUCUACCGGGGGCCAGGUUUGCAGCACCUAUUCCCAUGAUGACGAUAGCUCCAGCUGUUCGCACUACAUGGGAUCGGCGCCGUUCCAGUACGUGCGGAACGGGCCGUUUGAGGGACGGUACUUCCUGGCGGCGGUUUCGUCUUUUGGGCACAGUAAUUGCAGACGCGAUGAAUUCCCUGAUGUGUUCACCAAUGUGGCGCACUAUUCUAGCUGGAUUCGCCAGAAGGUGAAACAGAAUGAGUGAUGUGGCUGUGGAGUGAUGAUUGUUUAAGUUAUGCAGAUAAUUGAGAUUCUACAGAAUAUAGUUUACGACUAAG
This is a messenger RNA of Aedes aegypti (yellow fever mosquito), 1931 nucleotides long. Its product is annotated as serine protease 7. Bases 83 to 1858 code for a protein of 591 amino acids. Gene Ontology annotation, molecular function: serine-type endopeptidase activity. Gene Ontology annotation, biological process: proteolysis. NCBI's taxonomy places the organism in Eukaryota, Metazoa, Arthropoda, Insecta, Diptera, Culicidae. The transcript has 3 exons. The record is from RefSeq and is a predicted model, not a curated record.